GCUCUCCGGUUUGGUGCAGUCCAGGUCUUGUCCAUCGCCCUGUACAUCAGGGACGUGUGUUUUUCCAAGUUUGAUUGCACUAGCACCGAUUUCUCUGCCAUUCGAAGCCGAAUCCCCGUUGUUGAAGCAAGAAAAGCCCUGUUUCAAGUGUUUCGGUUUUGUCUUCCGUGAGAAUGGCGCCAACAAGCCACCUCAGCUAUCAGAAAGAUGAGAGGGUCUUGUGUUUCCACCACGAGAUCCUGUACGAAGCCAAGAUUAUAGACGUCAGGCACGCAGAUCCUGAGGACAGAAAAAGUCCCUACGAAUAUUUGGUUCAUUAUAAGGGAUGGAAGAACACAUGGGAUGACUGGGUGCCUCAAGACAGACUCCGAAAAUUUACGGAAGAUAACAGAGAACUGGCUGCGACUCUAAGGCGUGAUGCCGAGUCUGCUUCACGGAAAGCCAACCCUCCAAAGAGCGCAACCAAGAAGCGAGGUGGUUCCGACCGAAGUUCCGCUCGCGGUAGCGAAGAACGACAGACUCCUGCAAGAGGAACCAAAAGAGGCAGAGAAAAUGAAAUUGAAAAGGAGGAGCAUUUUCAUUCACGGCCUUCCGUCAGGAUUGUCAUGCCAGACAAUCUCAAAUCUCUCCUUGUUGAUGACUGGGAGAAUGUAACCAAGAACCAGCAGGUUGUCGCUUUGCCGGCUAAAUGCUCUGUAAAUCAGAUCCUCGAGGCAUAUCUCGAAGAAGAGAGGCCUAAGCGAACUAGCCCGACCGAUGUCGAUGUUCUCGAAGAAGUUGUUAUGGGCAUCAAAGAGUAUUUUGACAAAUCGCUCGACAAGAUCCUCCUCUACAAGUUCGAACGCGAGCAAUACCACGCUCUGCGGAAGAAAUGGGAGGCUGGAGCUGGUGACUAUGCCAACAAAGGCCCGCUGGACAUAUAUGGUGCAGAACACCUAACUCGGCUUUUCGCCACUAUGCCCGAACUCGUCGCACAAACGAACAUGGACCAGCCAUCGACCAAUCGACUCCGUGAGGAGCUAUCCAAAGUCACUCUCUGGCUUAGCAAAAACUCCGACAAGUUCUUUGCGACGAGAUACAUGACUGCCAGUAACGAAUACAUCGAGAAGACACGAGGAGUCCAGAAUCCCACCCCGGGAACUGCCACAUCAAGACUUGUCUGAAACGGCAACCCACUAGCACUACGUGCAGAUACGUUUUAUCUGUUUUUAUAAUAACCCCCUUGACUACUUCUAAUAUGUCUGCAUUCCAGUGUUGGUUAGGAACCAGAAGUUGAUUUGAGAAGGACUCCCUUUUUCUCGGCAAAUCUGUCAGAGAGCAAGAAUUACCCCUAUCUAUCUUACUGCAACCUGGGAUACAUCUGACGGGGCCCUUAGCCACCUUUCCCAAGUCUGGUAUUGACCUCACUUGAGAAAAGUAAGACAUGGUAUCUCAGGCUUUUCCCAACGCCGUCAUUUCAUGUCCCUUUUUAUGAGUCUUUGUCUCAUGAGCCGUACCGCAAAAUUCAAAAUUCUAUUUUUUUUUCUCUCUCUUAUGCUCCUGAUCCUGGUUUGUCUCUUUUUUU
Molecule: messenger RNA, 1564 nt
Organism: Paecilomyces variotii
Lineage: Eukaryota; Fungi; Ascomycota; Eurotiomycetes; Eurotiales; Thermoascaceae
Product: chromatin modification-related protein eaf3
Exons: 4
Coding region: 174-1163 (329 amino acids)
Biological process (GO): chromatin organization; regulation of DNA-templated transcription
Cellular component (GO): NuA4 histone acetyltransferase complex; nucleus; Rpd3S complex
Source: RefSeq, a predicted model, not a curated record